Nerophis ophidion (straightnose pipefish) is the source of this 7716-nucleotide messenger RNA. Its product is annotated as plakophilin-3-like. Gene Ontology annotation, cellular component: adherens junction; nucleus; plasma membrane. Gene Ontology annotation, biological process: cell-cell adhesion; cell-cell junction assembly. The record is from RefSeq and is a predicted model, not a curated record. Bases 182 to 2563 code for a protein of 793 amino acids. The transcript is spliced from 13 exons. NCBI's taxonomy places the organism in Eukaryota, Metazoa, Chordata, Actinopteri, Syngnathiformes, Syngnathidae. Gene Ontology annotation, molecular function: cadherin binding.
GUUAGUUGGCAGCAGUCAGCAGCAGGUGACGGGAGAGGCUCCAUGUCCAUGUCCCGCCUCUCAUGACUAUUUCAUCGCGGACACAAAGCCUCCGUCCUCCAGUCGGUGUCCGUCCCCAGCAGACCACCCGCCCCCGCCUCUCCUCGCUCUCCUGCCGGCCUCUCCUCGUCUCUUUCCCAGGAUGAGCGCGGACGGCUGCUUUCUGUCCGCCUUGCCGCCCAACUCCUCCCGGACGGCCUACGUGGUUCCCUCCGAUGGUCUGUGCUCGGACGCGGGGGCCAAGGCCCGGAGGGUCCAGGAGCAGGUCCGACUGCGACUGGCCGAGAAGAAGUCCUCGUCUCUGCCCAGGCUGGAGGACUCCUUGUUCGGAUCAACAGCAUGUCCAGAGUACACCCUCCCGGCUGCAAGAGGCUUCAGUUCCAGAUCAAUGAUACACACGCCGAGCCGCGUCAUGGCUGUAGCCACGAUGCCUUCCUCGGGGUUCUCCUCCCGCUCUGCUGUGGAGCCGUCCUCCCGGGUCAGAGCCAGCGUGGCCCAGGGCAGCUUCCAGUCCACGCAGACUCACAGCAGAAGCAGACGCACCAAGUCGCUGUGCCAGGCGGAUCACGGCGGGCCUCUCCUGUCCGUCAUGGUUCCCUCGGAGAACGUCCCGCCUCCCUCCGGCACUUUGAGGCGCACCCUGAGCGGGACCCUGGCCCAGGGGCGGGGCUACUGGCAGGAGGAGGAGGCACCGCCGCCGCUCCACUUCACCUACAAGGGCCCCUCCCACCGCACCAUCAGCCGCAUCACCAACCGCCAGCAGCAGCACAACUCCGGCUACGGCCAGGACGGGUGGGACGGAUGGGCGGGGUCGCCACGAGGGAACGGAUGGGCGGGGUCGCCACGAGGGAACGGCUGGGCGGCGUCGGCCCGAGCGGACGGCUGGGCGGGGCCGCAGUGGCACGUGCCGAGGACCAGCCUCAGUUCGGGGAUGGGCCAGUACCAAUCCAUGCAGCAUGCCGCCUCCAUGCAGCGGGGGUCCGUGCAGCGGGCCUCCAUGCAGCGGGCGCCAUCCCUACGCAGCGUCAGGAGCGUCGGGAAGGGGAUGGACGUCAUGGAUGGAGCGUCCAUACACAGCAACGACCAUCUGGAGGGCAUGCAAGGCCUGGACAUGCACACGGCCGUCAGGUAUUUGUCCGAGCCGGACGCCGCCUUGCAGAUCCUUGGUGCCGCCUACAUUCAACACCAGUGUUACCAUAGCAACGAUGCCAAAAACCAGGUCCGAGUUCUGCAAGGUAUUCCCGCUCUGGUCCAACUUUACCCAAGCGAGAACCUGGAAGUGCAGCGUUUUGCCACCGGCGCCACGCGGAACAUCAUCUACGAGAACGCGGACAACAAGGCGGCGCUCAUUGACGCAGGGGGCGUGGCCCGUCUGGUCAGCGUCAUGGGCGAGCCUGACGAGGAGCUCCGAAAGAACAUCACAGGCGUUCUGUGGAACCUGUCGUCCAGAGACAACCUGAAGGAGAAACUGUGCAGAGAAGCUUUGGGUGACCUCAGCAACAAAGUCCUGAUUCCUCUCUGUGGGAGCAUCCCGCUCAGCCCAUCUGAGAAGGACGUCUUCAGCAACGCCACAGGUUGCUUCAGAAACCUGAGCUCAGUGAAUCAGAGGACCAGAGAGAAGAUGAGAGACACUUCAGGUCUUGUGGACUCUCUGGUCUCCUACAUCCAACAGGAAGUGAGUGCGGAGGACAAGGGGUUGGAGAACUCCCUGUGCAUUUUGAGGAAUCUGUCCUACCAGCUGUACUCAGAGCUCCCGACCUCAGUCCGAAUUCGCCUGGAGGGUCCGACGAGGGGCUCGGCCCCCAGGAACAGCGAGGCCAUUGGCUGCUUCACCAUGUACAACAAGAAGAGCUCUGAGCAACAGCGCAAUCAGAGUCUGGCCAUCCUGUCCGAGGUGUCCCGGGAGCCGAGGGGCGCGGAGUGGCUCUGGCACCCCAAGGUGGUGGCCCUGUACAAGCAGGUUCUGCAGAACAGCGAGAGCAGCUCCAUCAGCAAAGAGGCGGCCAUCGGAGCCCUGCAGAACAUCACGGCGGGGGACGGCAGGUGGGCGUCAGUGCUGAGCAUGGUGGUGCUGGAGCAGGAGAGGAUGCUGCCAACCCUUUUGGACCUGUUAGACACCCAGAACGAGGCGGAGCUGCGACCUCUGACCGCCCUGCUGAGGAACCUGGCCAGACACGCCCCCAACAAGGACCUCAUAGCCAAGAACAUGGUCAACGUCCUCGUGUCCAAGCUGCCCGGCGACGGCCUCCAGAAGACGCCGUCCAGCGAGGUGGUGGUCAACAUCUGCGGCGCCCUCAACCACCUGGUCACCUGCAGCUCCUUGGCAGCGCGCGACAUCUCGUACUUCAACGGCCUCCCGAAGCUGGUGGGCAUCAAGUCGUCCCAUGACAACAGCUCCGGAGGUCUCAAGGCUGCCAGAGCUGCUUCCACUGUCCUCUGCAACAUGUUCCAGUACAGCAAGCUGCACAAAGACUACAAACUGAAAGGAUUCGCUCGUCGGGACUUUGCUGACGCCGCCAUCUAAAAGCGCUCGUUUGAGUCGUCUCUGCGUGCGAACGGACAGGAGGAAGCGAGAUGAUGAUCCAAACGUGACGUAAACACAGGAAACUAACUAACUAAAUGUGGAUCCAAGCCAACAGAACCGUUUUGUUUUUGUUUUUUAACCGGACUGAGGAUACCUUUUUCAAACCACUCUUAUUGUUUUUAAAAAGGUCAAACAUCUACUACCUGUUUUCCACUACAGCACUCAUGCUUCCAUACUUAUGCUUAGCAUUUGAAGUGUUUAUUAUGCAGUGCACUCACCACACCAAACGUUUGGAGCUUAACUACACUUAAUUGUCGCCAUGUUUGUUCCAUAGCAGAAAGGGGAGGGAAGAAGUCAUCCGUUAGGAACACAUCCGCACGCUCAGGAAUGAAGUAGACAGUGUACAUAGUAUUACUGACGUCAUUACUCGCUAAAACACAUAGACAUGUUAUAAGUAGACGCAGCAUUGGCUGCUGUGACGCGAGAAUUUGGGCCGCCAUCUUGAAGUGGUGAUUAGGAUCCGGCGAGCAGCCUAAACUGACAGUUAACAGGUAAAAAACAAAGAUGCUUGGUCCUUCAAUGAGGUGGCGACUUGUCCAGGGUGUACCCCGCCGUCCGCCCGAUUGUCCGCCAGCGCCCCCCGCUACCCCAAAGGGAAUAAGCGGUAGAAAAAUGGAUGGAUGGAAAACAAAGAUGGUGUUGAGCGGACUCUUUGUAAAUACGAAUCAGGAGAUUACUUUUCACAAGAUUUAACAUCAACGUACUAUUGGUUGUAUUUUGUUUAAAGAAUAUUAGCACAAAGUAUAAGACAAUACUUUCUCAACAGUAUAGUUGUAACCAGGAAUAAGUCUUCAAGUAACAAUAUUCAAAUACUAACCUUGUUGGGUGAGACAGAAUUUGGUUUUAUUCUGAAUCCAGUGAAACAGAUUGGUGGUUUUAGCGGGUAUAAAGACUUUCAGGUGUUUAUAUAUGUUUAUGUUUAAGUAUUUAGCAGACGAUUUAAUCCAAAGCGACAUACAUAAAAAAUACAUAUAAAACAAUCACUGUAAACAUGAUCAUUUAAGGCAGGGGUCUCCGACACGCGGCCUGCGAGACAUUAUUUUGUGGCCCCCACCUUAGUAUGAAGGUAUAAUGUUUGUGCUAUGAAUGGUGCUUGACAGCGUUGUGUUAUUUGGGUCCAAAAUAGCUCUUUCAACAUUCUGGGUUGCCUACCCCAGCAUUACUGGAAAAGCGGCAAAUGAGUGAAAGCGUCAGAAACGUUGCCAUGAAGACAAGGGUUUUCUUACGUGCCUUGCUGCAGUUAAACCGCACACCUGUCCAUCAGUAAUAACAGUCCCCGAUAACCUGGACCAAUUCAAACUGAUAUUUGUUUUUUUUAUUGUUUAAUUUGCAUUGCCUCACACAAUGAACACCAAAUAUAUUUCUUUAUGACGCCGGAUAACACUGCAGGAGCCGUCACUUUUUUGCGCUCGCUAUCCUGGUGCUUUCCCGGCUGUUAUCCACUGACUGCCGUGUUGCUGUAGGGAGGAAAAGAGGAAGGACACACAUUGCAGAAAUAACAUUAUUCGCGGCCCGCGAGACAUUAUUUUGUGGCCCCCACCUUAGUAUGAACGUAUAAUGUUUGUGCUAUGAAUGGUGCUUGACAGCGUUGUGUUAUUUGGGUCCAAAAUGGCUCUUUCAACGUUCUGGGUUGCCUACCCCUGCAUUAGUGGAAAAGCGGCAAAUGAGUGAAAGCGUCAGAAACGUUGCCAUGAAGACGAGGGUUUUCUUACGUGCCUUGCUGCAGUUAAACCGCACACCUGUCCAUCAGUAAUAACAGUACUCGAUAACCUGGACCAAUUCAAACCGUUAUUUGUUUUUUUAUCGUUUAAUUUGCAUUGCCUCACACGAUGAACGAUGAUGCCGGAUAACACUCUGGGAGCCGUCACUUUUUUGCGCUCGCUAUCCUGGUACUUUCCCGGCUAUUAUCCGCCGACUGCCGUGUUGCUGUAGGGAGGAAAAGCAGAACGACACACAUUGCAGAAAUAACAUUAUUCUCAGUGCGUGGGCUGAAUACAAAUAUAUUCCACAACCCCAAACAUGUCUUUUUCAAAGCCUGCAGUGAAGAAAAAGCUUAGUGAUGAGCAAAGACAAUUCCAGAAUAAGUGGGAGAUGCAAUAUUUCUUAGUUGAGCACAGCCCCCCGACGUGUCUUAUUUAGGGGCGGUAUAGCUCGGUUGGUAGAGUGGCCGUGCCAGCAACUUGAGGGUUGCAGGUUCGAUUCCCGCUUCCGCCAUCCUAGUCACUGCCGUUGUGUCCUUGGGCAAGACACUUUACCCACGUGCUCCCAGUGCCACCCACACUGGUUUAAAUGUAAUUUAGAUAUUGGGUUUCACUACGUAAAGCGCUUUGAGUCACUAGAGAAAAGCGCUAUAUAAAUAUAAUUCACUUCACUUCACAUUUAGCACAGAGAAAGUUGCGGUGCAUGAGGGAUACAAUUUGAAACGUCAAUAUACAACUAGAAAUGCUGAAGAGUAUGCCAUUUUUUUUUUAAAGAAAUAUUUUCUUGCGGCCCAGCCUCACCCAGACUCUGCAUCCAGUGGCCCCCAAGUAAAUUGAGUUUGAGGCCCCUGAUUUAAGGGAAGAAUGUAAUAGAAAAUAUCAAUACAAAGUGUCAAGACAGAAUCAACUCUCUGCUGCUGCAGCAACAGAGAUACAGUCUAUAGGUCACCAAGAUAUAAAGAUAUCUAAUGUAUUCAUACUUUAUUUAUGUAGGAUAUACGCAUGUUUAUUUAUAUAACCUAUUCAUAAUGUUUCUUCAAUUUAAAAAAUAGCUGACUGUUUUUCCCCCCCUUCACUGGGAUUAUAUUCCCAGUUUUGAUCUCAGACGUCUGAGAAUAUUCUAUUACUGUUAAAGGCCUACUGAAAGCCACUACUACCGACCACGCAGUCUGAUAGUUUAUAUAUCAAUGAUGAAAUAUUAACAUUGCAACACAUGCCAAUACGGCCGGUUUCGUUUACUAAAUUGCAAAUUUAAAUUUAGCUCGAAUUAUUCUGCUGAAAACGUCGUGGUAUGACGCGUGCGCGUGACGUCACAGAUUGUAGUGGACAUUUUAUUCCAGCACCCGAUCCCAGCAAUAAGUCGUCUGCUUUAAUCGCAUAAUUACACAGUAUUCUGGACAUCUGUGUUGCUGAAUCGUUUGCAAUUUUUUCAAUUAAUAAUGGGGACGUCAAAGAAGAAAGAUGUAAGUGGGAAGCGGUGUAUUGCGGCCGCCUUUAGCAACUCAAACACAGCCGGUGUUUCCUUGUUUACAUUCCCGAAAGAUGACGGUGAAGCUUUACUAAGGAACAGAGCGGUCAAGCGAACAUGGUUCCCUACCACAUGUCAACCGGCAGGUUUCGGUGAGAAAAUGAUGGUAAUAAGUCGGCUCUUACCGUAGACAUGAGCGGAGAGCUUGCAUCGUUCCUCCUGCAGCUGCGGACUCUCUUGCCUCCUCCCACCGGCCGCCUUCGACCGUUGGAUGCUUACACAGUGGAGGGAAAAAAUAAAUACAUCUCAGCCCGGCUGCCUGUGCCUCGUCGAGAAACGUGGCUUCCCUCUGAGACACUGCCGGUCACCACACCCGUGGCCACACCCCUCCAACUCUCAGGUUGUACAGGUACGACCAUAUAAUCUCACUAAAACACUAGUAACACAAUAAGCAGAUAAGAUAUUUUCCAGAAUUAUCCUAGUAAAUGUGUCUAAAAACAUCUGAAUUGCUCCCACUGCCCUCUGGUGAAGUGAAGUGAAUUAUAUUUAUAUAGCGCCUUUUCUCUAGUGACUCAAAGCACUUUACAUAGUGAAACCCAAUAUCUAAGUUACAUUUAAACCAGUGUGGGUGGCACUGGGAGCAGGUGGGUAAAGUGUCUUGCCCAAGGACACAACGGCAGUGACUAGGUUGGCAGAGGCGGGAAUUGAACCCGCAACCCUCAAGUUGCUGGCACGGCCGCUCUACCAACCGAGCUAAACCGCCCCACUUUCCUCCUCCACGAAUCUUUCAUCCAUGCUCAAAUUAAUGGAGGAAUCGUCGCUUUCUCGGUCCGAAUCGCCCUCGCUGCUGGUGGCCAUGAUUGUCAACAAAGUGAGGAUGUGAGGAGCUCCACAACCCGUGACGUCAUGCGCACAUCGUCUGCUACUUCCGGUGCAGGCAAGGCUUUUUUAUUAGCGACCAAAAGUUGCGAACUUUAUCGUCGAUGUUCUCUACUAAAUCCUUUCAGCAAAAAUAUGGCAAUAUCGCGAAAUGAUCAAGUAUGGCACAUAGAAUGGACCUGCUAUCCCCGUUUAUAGAAGAAAAUCUCAUUUCAGUAGGCCUUUUAAGCAAACUAUAAAUAAUAAAAGACGCCAAAACAUGUUUUCUUUAUCAUAGCUACACGCAUGACAAAAAAAGCAUGUGAAAAUCAUUGGCAUUCAGUGUGGUAAGAUGAAUUAAAUGUGCUGGCAGCUCAUUGCUCCUGACAAAUGAAUUGCACAGAGUGGAGCGGUUCACCACUCCAAGAUGGCGGCCCCGCGUCUCGUUAGCGUCUACUUAUCAGAUGUCGAUGCUAAGACAUGUCUUUUUUCCUCUGGGCGACUGAACCAUGCAGUGUGCAUGUCGGGCCACUAGAGGGCAGUGUCAUACGCACCAAGGAGUGUAUUAUUAGGAAAGUGAACAAGUCGACUAAAGUGUUGUUUGCAAGUGUGACGGCGAACUGGAGAAUGUAAGUAUUGACGAGGCAAAUGUUUAACAACUAACUGGAACAUGUUUGUUAAGAAAAAAAAGUUAGCGCUUUAAACUUUAAGCGCUCUAUUGGCGUCUUUUAGUGCGUCGGCAUUGUUGUGUGACGUCACGUCUGAGUCAGCAACUUCUGAGCUGAUUUCUAUCAACUCCCCCCCCGAGGUUAAUCAUUUACACUUCUCACUUUGUUUGGACUGUAUAAGAGUCGGAAAGUAAUUUACUAAUUAGUGUCCGCCUUCAGAAGUGAGAAGGGGUGACGUCACUUAACAAAACUAACCAAACUCAUUGAUAACUGUCCUGACGCCAUUUUGUUGUACAUCAUCCUUAACAUCUCCAUCAUCUAAAGUCCUGCUUGUGUAGUUGUAUUUUUUUUUUCAGGAAACUAAACCUUCAUUAAUAAUAAAUAAAUACAAUAAACUAC